This is a messenger RNA of Miscanthus lutarioriparius, 1275 nucleotides long. The record is from the annotation of a GenBank genome assembly. Lineage: Eukaryota; Viridiplantae; Streptophyta; Magnoliopsida; Poales; Poaceae.
AUGACGCGGAAGCGACGGAGAUCAGGAAAGACCGUGCCCAAGAAGUCCAACGCCGCCGGCCUAACGGCGCUCGCGCUCUGCUUCACCAGGCAACUACAGCUACAAGCGCCGCCCGCCGCCGUCGUCACGGGGGAGCCGGCGGGCGGCCCUAGCGCGGCUGCCGCCGCCGCGGCCGCCGCCAACCUCCUCUUCUCGCCGGUGGCCGUCUACGUGGCGCUAGCGCUGCUGGCGGCCAGCGCCCGCGGCGGCACGCUCCAGGAGCUCCUCAACGCGCUCGGCGGCGACUCCCGCGACGACCUCGCCGCGUUCGCCCGCCGCGCCGCGGAGCGCGCGGUCGCGGUCGCGUUCGGGCGGUGGACCCGCCGUCGCGUUCGCCCGGAGAAGGCAGUUGGCGAGAUCAACGGCUGUUUGGCGGCGGCGACCAACAAUCACAUCGACUCCAUCCUCGAUUCAAGUUCAGUGGACACACUCACAACCCUCGUGCUCUCCAGCAGCAUCUACUUCAAGGGCAGAUGGGAGGCGCCGUUCGCCAAGGCGCACACGGUGGUGGACAAGUUCCACCGCCUGGACGGCAGCACAGCCGACGUGCCCUUCAUGUGCUCAGUGCGGAGCCAGUACAUCGCCAUCCGCAACGGGUACAAGGUGCUCAAGCUUCCUUACAGAUCGCCGGCACCGGCACCAGCACCGGCGCCAGCACCACGACGUAAGGGAUCAACACCAUCAGAGAGCAAGCCCGGCGACGGCGAUGACGACCCCGCCCCGAAAUACUCCAUGUGCGUCUUCCUGCCGGACGAGCGGGACGGGCUCCCAGGUCUCGUCGAGAAGGUAGCCUCUGGCCCCGGGUUCUGGCACUACCGCCUGCCGACCUGGCAGGUCCCCGUCGGGGACUUCCGGCUGCCCAAGUUCGAGCUGUCCGCCUCCGGUAGCGUGAGGGAGGCCCUGAGUGACGGCAUGGGGAUCAAGUCCGCUUUCGUUGCCGGCGAAGCUGACCUGGCCGACAUGGCGGCCAAGCGCGACGAGGACGCUGACACUGCUGGCACGCCGCUGUACGUUGCGGACGUCUGCCAUAAGGCAGUGAUCGAGGUGAACGAGGGAGGCACCGUUGCCAAUGGUGCCACUGCUAGUUACAUGCUCUGUGGAGCAAGUGCGGUGAUGGAUCAGCCGGUGAAGGUGGAUUUCGUUGCUGACCACCCGUUUGUGUUCUUUGUGAUCGAGGAGGUGUCUCGUGCUAUCGUCUUUGUUGGCCGCGUCCUUGACCCUUCAAUUUCAGGGUGA